This is a messenger RNA of Pyricularia pennisetigena, 1380 nucleotides long. RefSeq lists its product as uncharacterized. Gene Ontology annotation, molecular function: transcription coactivator activity. The coding region runs from base 1 to 1380 and encodes 459 amino acids. Lineage: Eukaryota; Fungi; Ascomycota; Sordariomycetes; Magnaporthales; Pyriculariaceae. Gene Ontology annotation, cellular component: SAGA complex. The transcript has 4 exons. Gene Ontology annotation, biological process: regulation of transcription by RNA polymerase II. The record is from RefSeq and is a predicted model, not a curated record.
AUGAACCCCGCCGAGCUCAGCCGGCCUGCGAUCGGCCUUACCACCCCGGUACUCUCUCAUAAAUCCAUUACCGUUGGCGCUUCGUCAUUACAGAAGACGCCAAAAGUUAGCAAUGCAGUCCCGGCCCGGAUAGACCUCGAGCCGGUAUACGCAGCCCUGAAGGCCGCGAUCGGGAGUGAGCUAUGGCCGGUGUACAAGGAGACGACAUCACAGUUCUUGGUUGGCCGACUCACACAAGCUGAAUUCUCCGAGCGCGUUGAUCCCAUCCUUCUCUCCGCCAAUGGCGAAAAAGAACACCUCCACAACCAGCUCAUUGCCGCCAUAUAUGGAAAUGUCACGCGUGAGAUGCCUGAUCAGGGGCUUGCCCCAUGGGUCAGCGCCAAUGACAAACCCUCGGCGACGGCCGGCAGCAAGCCUGUAACGGGAGAUGCUACGGAGCGGAGGGUAAAGGGCGAGGUCAUGCAGCUGCCAGCUAGAGAUCGGAGGCGUAUCAAAGAUCUUGCUACAAACGAGAUUGUGGACCCGCACGAAGCUCUCGCUGGCGUGUUCUCCGAACAUCACAGGGCAAAAGCUCCGAGAACACAAGAGGUGCCCCAAAGUGCUGCUGGUGGCUUGAAUCGCAUGAAUUGGGACCUCGAGAUUCGAAAACGAUAUGCACAGCCACUCGCAGUCGAAUCCGGCGAGUUCCCAGACACAAGUAAUGUCGAGGCACGUAUGCUGCCAUUUUGCUAUGAGUCUGGACUGGUGUCCGGACAUGCUCCUGAGGCAGCGGGAUUUGUUUCGGUGGCUGCCGAGGUUUUUAUAAAAGAAGUAUUAUCUGCGAUCCUAUGUCGUACAAGAAGCAACGGCCCCGGUGAGUUGGGUGGUGGGUCCACCAAUAUAACGGAGGGAACAACGUGGAUACAAACGCACAAGUACCGCAAGCAGCUGGCUAGGGAGGAGGAAUCGGCGAGGCGUGGUGAACUGUCAAGAGAUAAAAGCGGUUUGCUACCCGUCGAAGCGCGUUCGGCCAGUGAACAGGGGCCAGUUGGGAUGGCUGACCUCCAACUUGCUUUGGACAUGGGCGAGUGCGGUAUGGCGAACUUCCCGCUAGUCAGUCAGACUAUCAACUACAGCUACCGCGAAGGAGAGCUCGAGGCUUGGGAGGACUACACAUGGAUAGGCGGGGAGCCACCAAAGGACAGGGAUGGCGACACGCGCAUGGUGGAGGCCUCCGCCAAGACAAAGAGUCUAAAGACGGCCAUUGGACUACCAAAUGGAGUGCCCCACGAAGAUGCAAUGGAUAUCGACAACUCAGAUGACGAUAUCUGGUGGGAAGGUGCCGAUUUCGACGACAGCGGCUCGUUUGACAACGUUCUCGACGCCUGUUUAACUGCAUAA